Molecule: messenger RNA, 14920 nt
Organism: Brassicogethes aeneus
Lineage: Eukaryota; Metazoa; Arthropoda; Insecta; Coleoptera; Nitidulidae
Source: the annotation of a GenBank genome assembly
AUUCGCGGAAGCUGCUGGAGCUUUGCGCACUAUAUUCUGUGGCAACACAAGAAAGAGCGAUUUUGUUACUUUUGCUUGUCAGUGUUUUUCUGUUUAGUGAUAAUUCUUGUAUGGUCAAUAGGUGAAAACGGGUUUUCAUAUUAUUUUUGUUUGUUACUAUCACGCUGUGAAGUGGUUUUCUCAGAAGAUUUAUACACUUAGGACUGGUACUCUGUCCCAUUUUAUUUGUAAACAAAAAAGGGGUGAAUGUAAAUACGUUUUGUGCAAAAUGAUUUAUUAAAAUGUGAAAACAGGUGUCCACCGGCAAAAUGCUACAGAUUCAUGGACUUCUUGUUAUUGGGUUUAUCAAUUUUGUUUAUGCUACAAAUUCUACCUUGAAAGGAAAGGAUAUACUGCAAGAAACAGUCACAACCUGUUCCCCAAACCAUUUUCGUUGCAACAAUGGUCAAUGCAUAUUGGCAUCGUGGCAAUGCGACUCGACUCCACAGUGUGAUGACGGAAGUGACGAAUCCGCCGAAGAGUGUCUGCUAAAGCAAAAUUGCGGACCGGAAACGUUUCAAUGUGCGCUCACAAAAAAAUGCAUACCCAGCGGAUGGGUAUGCGACGAAGAGCCGGAUUGUGGUGUUUCACCGGAAUUAGGCGACGACCUAUCUGACGAAAACCCGCAGCAGUGCCACAAGGGUCCAAACUGCCGCUGGAACUACGCUGCAUGCAGCGACGGCCCCUACUGCAUCCUCAUCCAAAAGUUCUGCGACGGCCAUGGCGACUGUCCCGGCAACAGCGACGAGUGGAACUUUUGUCACAACAAGUCGCUCAGCUGCGACAAGCUGCAGUGCAGCUACGGCUGCAAGGUGACGCCGCAGGGUCCGCGCUGUCACUGCCCGGAAGGAAAGCGACCGGAAGACAGCAAAUGCGUCGAUGCCAAUGAGUGCGAGUUGGAUGGAUCUUGUGCGCAGAUAUGCACCAACACUCUCGGAUCGUUUACUUGUAGCUGCGUGUCAGGGUACGAGUUAAAUGGCACCAACUGUAUUGCUGUAAAUGCUCCUAAGUCCGAACCAGCUUCCCUUAUAUUCUCGACACCAUCAGAAAUCAAACGGAUAACCCUCGACGGAAAAUCCUGGCCCGGAAACUCCACCAUAAGACUAAUCAACAACAACGCCCUGGAAUUCAUCCACAGAAACCACACGAUCUGCUACAUCCACCACAACGUGACGAAAACGUCCCUGGUGUGCGCCAACAUAAACAACAUGAACGAACGUUGGGAGCUCAACGACGCUUCCUCGCUGCUGGAGGUCGAGUCCAUUCAGCAAAUGUCUUUGGAUUGGGUUUCGAACAAUUGGUAUUUCCUGGACGACCAGAGAGAGCUGAUUAUCGUGUGCACGAGCGACUUAAAAUGGUGCAACAUGCUUAUCGAUUACGAGUUAAGCAAACCUCGCGCUCUAGCUUUGGAUCCGACAAGUGGGUACAUGUUUUUCACCAAGUGGGGACAUUCGCCGCCUAUGCUGGAACGAUGCAAGCUCGAUGGGUCCGAUAGAAGGACCAUAGUGAACCAUAAAAUCGUUUACCCCUAUGGGGUAUCGGUGGACUACCCCAAUAAACACGUAUACUGGAUAGAUACCUACUUGGACUACGUGGAAAGAGUUGAUUUUGAUGGAAAACAUAGAAGGACCGUCAUGAGGGGGAUAAGGGUGCAAAACUUGUAUGGUAUCGCGCCGUUUCAAAAUAAACUCUAUGUUUCCUCAUGGUACAAUAACAGUAUUUUGGAGAUUGAUAAGUAUGAGCAUAAGGAAAAGUAUAUUGUAGCAAACAUUGGGCGACCUUUUAAUAUACACGUGUUCCACAGACAGAGACAGCCUGAUGUGGCCCAUCCAUGCAAAAUGGAGAAUAUCUGCGACCACAUAUGCAUUCCGAUGUGGAACAAAGAUAUAGCUAUCAAAAAAUGUAUAUGUUCCUCUGGUUACCGGCUUAUCGGCAACAAAUGUGUCGUAGUCACGCCGCCAAAGUUCCUAUUGAUAUCGAAAAGCAUCCCUUACUCGAUUAAGGGCGUGGACAUGGAAAACGGUAACGACACCUUGAUUCCUAUAACGAAAAUAGGGCUUUCCAAAGCUCUGGAUUUCGACGGUGCUACAAACACUUUAUUUUACGCUGACUCUCAGGACAUGGGCAUUCACAUGGUGCCAAUAAACGAUACCACCAACAUAACAGACCUGGUUAAGCACGUCGAGUGCGACGGUAUCUCGUACGAUUGGAUAUCGAAGAAUUUAUAUUACACAAACAUGGAGCGCGGUAGUAUUGCAGUGGUAAAAGUUUCUAAUAACACUAUAACUAGGACGCUUAUACAAAGUACCACUUUAAGUCCUGCUUCUAUUGCCGUCGAUCCCACUAGGGGGGUUAUGUAUUGGGCCGAUUGGUCCGACUUGUCGCCCGAGAAAGGCCGAAUAGACACGGCGAACAUGAACGGAAAGAACCGAACUGUGCUUGUCAGCAAAGACAUUCACUGUCCCAUGGGGUUGACGAUCGAUUUUAAAGGAAAGCGUUUGUAUUGGUGCGAUAAACUCCUCAGGAAGAUUGAGAGCGUUGAUUUUAAAGGAGGUACUAGGAAAAUUGAGUUGAGUGCCGGAUUAAAUGCGCCCAUAAGUCUUGCGAUUGAUUUUCAGGGAGAAAACAGGGAUUUUUAUUUAAUUGAUAAGGGAAUGUUGAGGAAGUUUAACGAGAAAACCGGAUUGCAGUAUGUGUUUUCUAACUAUUAUAAGGAGAGUCCCUUGUUCUACAGUCUGAAGAUAUUUGAUAAGACGGUUCAAACAUCCAAAGAAAUAAACUGCGCCAACUGCCCCGAACUCUGCAUACCUUUGGAAAACCGCACGGAAUGCGCAUGUCAAGACGGCUACCAACACGUCGACGCCACCUGCGUGAAACAGCUGAACUACCGCAUGCCCUCCUACUGCCCGGCAGACAACUUCCAGUGCCACUCCGAGAAGCACUGCAUCCCGUCGUCGUACAUCUGCGACGGCGUGAAAAACUGCGAGGACGGUUCGGACGAAUCCUCCGACGCCGGCGGGCCCUGCGAGAACAUCUCCUGCGGCGAGCAUCAGCUGAAAUGCGACAAGAUCACCUGCAUAGCUCCGCAUUGGGUGUGCGACGGGGAGAACGAUUGCCUGGACGGCACGGACGAGGAUCCGGCCCGGUGUUCCAAGGUUUGCAGCCCGUCGCAGUUCAAGUGCAAGGAGUCCGGGAGGUGCAUAGCGAUGGUUUGGAGGUGCGAUAACGUGAACGAUUGCGGGCCUGGAGAUGAUAGUGAUGAGCACGACUGCACGAUUGUAUUUCCAGAGGUGAACACGUGCGAGGUGAACGAGUUCACGUGCAAGAGCGGCCAGUGCAUCCCCAUGGACUACUACUGCGACUCCACCGAAGACUGCGACGACGGAACCGACGAGCUGAACUGCGCCACCUGCAAUCCGACCACGCAGAUCGCGUGCACGCCGCUAAACAAGUGCCUGUCGACCAGCGUGAAGUGCGACGGCCGGUCCGACUGUCCGGACGGAUCGGACGAGAAGGAUUGCGGCAAGCAGCCGUGCGAGGAGAACGAGUUCGCCUGCGCCAAUUUCGAGUGUAUUCCAAAGAUGUUUUUCUGCGACGCAACUGUAGACUGCCUGGACGGUUCGGACGAAAUGAACUGCGAUCCCACGAAGAUAAAAAACGUAACGCAGCACAAAAAUUUUCACUGCGUCGCCCCCAACAUAACCUGCGACAAUCAAACCAAAUGCCUGACGCCGUCUCAGCUGUGCGACAACAAGCAAGACUGCCUCGAUCACUCCGACGAAAGCGUCAUAUGCAAGCGCACAAACAACAAAACGAUCGCCUUCAAUUGCGAGUACCCGAACAGACUUUGCGACAACGACACGAAGUGCAUAUCGACGGAUCAACUGUGCGACGAAGUCGAGGAUUGCGUCGAUGGAUCGGACGAGGGCAUCAGAUGCGUCGAGCGGCUGUGCGAUCACAGCUACGCGUGCUCGCACAACUGUCACAACUCCCCGGACGGGUUGAUUUGCUCUUGCCCGUCGCAUUUGCACCUGCAAGCGGACAGAUCGACUUGCUUGGAGACGCACCCUUGCGAAGCCUGGGGCGUUUGUUCGCAGAAAUGCACCCCCAGAGGUUCGCGGUACAAAUGUACUUGUCAGCACGGUUAUGUCUUGCAGAAAGACGGGUUUACUUGCAAGAGCACGGAUCCCGGUACGCCGUACGUUAUUUUUAGCAACAGGCACGAGUUGAGGGGGAUACAGUUGCACAGUUUUGGGUUGAAGUCGUUUAUUUCCAACUUGAAGAAUACCAUUACUCUGGAUUUUCAUCAUACCCCAGAAAAUGACAUGGUUUUCUGGACUGACAUUAUGGACGACAAAAUAUACAGAGGUACCAUCAUAGGCGGCUUCAUAGGCAACAUAGAGGCAGUGGUCCAAACAGGCCUCUCCCGCGCAGAGGGUCUGGCCGUCGAUUGGAUCGGGGAAAAUUUAUAUUGGAUCGAGAGCAACUUGGAUCAAAUCGAAGUGGCAAAGUUGAAUGGAAGUUUCCGGCGCACCUUGGUUGCCGGCGAUAUGGAAAGCCCUCGAGCCAUCGCCGUAGAUCCCAGAGACGGUUUAUUGUUUUGGACGGACUGGGAAAAAUCUUUGCCGAGAAUCGAGAGGUGCUCAUUGGCCGGCCUGAACCGGGAGAUUGUCGUGAGAGUUGACGAAGACGGAAGCGGCGGCUGGGCUAACGGCUUAACUCUCGACUACGAUUCGAGGAGAAUAUAUUGGAUAGACGCCAAAUCCGAUUCGAUUCACACCACGAAGUACGACGGAAGUGAUCACCACGAAGUGAUGUCCAACCACGAGCUGCUCUCGCACCCGUUCGCCAUCACUCUCUUCGAAAACUACGUCUAUUGGACGGAUUGGCGCACCAAUAGCGUCGUUAGAGCUAACAAGUGGACAGGGGGUGAUGUCAAAGUGGUGCAGAAAACGCUGACGCAACCGUUCGAUAUUAAGGUGAUGCACCCGAGUCGGCAUCCAACUGAUGGCGUCAAUCCGUGCGGGAAGAAUAAUGCAGGGUGUUCGCAUUUGUGUUUGCUGCAUUUGAAUCACACUUAUAGGUGCGAUUGUCCUCAUAUUAUGCGGCUUAGUACGGACAACAAGACCUGUGUGGAGAACGAGAAGGUUCUUUUGAUCGCAAGAAGCAGCGAGAUAAGAGGCGUCGACAUCCAGCAACCUUACUAUCACACAAUCCCCACAAUAAGCGUCCCCCAAGUUCUCAAUCCGGUCCAGUUGGAGUACGUGGCGUCCUUGAGCAUGCUGUACUGGGCCGACUCGCACAUAAACGAAAUAAAAAGAUCCGGCCUCACAUCAGGACCGUCGGAAAUCCUGAUCGACACCACGGGCCUGCACAAUCCCUCCGGUAUCGCGAUCGAUUGGAUAUCGCAUCUGAUGUUCGUUUCGUCGGCUUCCGGCAUAACAGUUUGCAAUCUAGAGGGCGAAUACAGUGCCACUUUGAUUCAGAACGAGGAUAUUUUGUCUAUAGCCGUCAACCCGCAUCAGGGUUUCUUAUUUUUCAUAACCUCGCUCAACUUUACGUCCGCAAACUUGGAAAGUAUGCUGAUGGACGGCAGCUCGCGUAAAAUAAUCGGGAGGGAUUUAAAAACGAGCUCGAAAAGUUUGACUGUCGACUUGGAUUCCAACCGAUUGUAUUGGAUAAGUGGGUUUGAAAUAUUCUACAGCGAAUUUGACGGUACAGGCGUUACCAAGUUGAACCUCGUAUCGCACGUUAUAUCCGCCUUAACCGUGUACAAAGGAAAGGUUUACUACGCCGACGAUAACGAGGAUCUGUCGAUCAGACUGGCCGAUAAAACGACGGGAGCUGACGAUACCCUGCUCAGGAACGGCACCGGCGGCGUUUUGGCGCUAAGAAUCUACGAUCCGUCGGAACAGAAAGGUUUCCAUCCGUGCCAACUGAACAAGGGCGGUUGCGAGCAUUUGUGCUUGCCGACCUCCUACAACGGUUACGCUUGUAAAUGCGCCACUGGGUACAGCAGAGUUCCGAAGAACUUCUCGAGAUGUGUAGGGGUGGACGAGUUCAUCUACUACUCCCUCAACUGGGAGUUGCAAGGUCUCGCUUUGGACGGUAGUAAUGAAACGCAAGUCUUGGGUCCGAUAUCGCGGGUGCUCAGCGCAACCUCCAUAGACUUUGACGUGGAAGAAGACACCAUCUAUUGGGCGGAUAGCGAUCAUGGUACCGUGACCAGAAUAAAACGAGACGGUACCAAUAGAAAACAGAUCCUUGAGCAGACGGUGUUGGACAAUGGACCUGUGGAUUGGCUUACAGGCCUCGCCGUUGAUUGGAUAGGCAAAAAUAUGUUCUGGUGCGACUCCAAGCGGGGAGUAAUUGAAGUGGCCGGCGUUGACGGUACCAAACAGCACGUUCUACUGUCAAACGACAUCGGUAAACCCACUUCCUUGGUAGUGGAUCCCAUUAAAGGCUACCUGAUUUGGGCGAGCGGUCCCAAAAUCGAAAUCGCCACAAUGGACGGCCAAAAUAGAAAGUUACUGUUGGAUAAUCAAGUGUCUAUAUCCGACAUUACGUUAGAUUCCCAAAUGGAAUUUGUUUAUUUCUGUGAUUCCGGCAGCAAUUCUAUCGGAAGAAUUAAAUAUGAUGGCAGUGAAUUUUCCGUCCUACUUAACAGUUCCCUGGAAAACCCGGUAGCUUUAACUGUGAUCGAUGACAAAAUGUAUUGGAUUGAUACUACACAUAAACGUGGCAGCAUUAAGGUAGCUUUAGUGUAUAAUUUGUCAGAUUAUACGGUUUUGCAGCAUGAUUUAGGCGAUUCCAUUAAGGAUAUACAAAUUUAUUCCAAGAAAAAACAGGGAGGAACAAACCCCUGCGCUAAAAAUAACGGAGGAUGUGAACAACUUUGCUUGUUUAACAGCACUCACCCUGUAUGCUUGUGUUCACAUGGCAGGCUUACUUCUAAUGGAAAGAAUUGUGAAGCAUUUGAAAGCUUUAUAAUGUACUCAAAAGUGGUGAGCAUUGAAUCAAUUCAAAUGAUAAGUGACAAAAAUCUGCAAAACUCACCACAUCCUAGCAUAAAAAAUAAUACAUUGUUGAAAAAUGCUAUUGGUCUUUCGUUUAGUUACAAACAUCAACGUUUAUUCUAUUCUGAUAUACAAAAAGGUUCCAUAAAUUCCGUGUUUUACAACGGUAGUGAUCACAGGAUUAUAGUGGAGAGGCAAGGUUCAGUCGAAGGUUUAGCGUAUGAGCAAAUAAUGAACGCGCUAUACUGGACUUGCAAUAACGAAGCCACAAUCAACAGAGUAAAAUUAUCCGAUGACAUGACAAACGCAUCCAGUGUUGAAACUAUAGUAAGGCUAAGAUCGCAGGAUAAACCUCGCGGCAUUGCGAUCGACAGCUGCGGCAACCGAUUGUUCUGGACUAACUGGAACUCGCACCAACCCAGCGUUGAAAGGGUGUUUUUGUCGGGUUUUCGAAGAGAGACGAUCAUUAAAACCGACAUUCGCAUGCCCAAUGGUAUUACUUUGGAUCACAAGGCGCAGAAGUUGUACUGGGCAGAUGCGAGAUUGGAUAAAAUUGAAAGAUGCGAGUACGAUGGUACUAAGAGAGUGGUGCUUGCAAAAGUAACCCCACAGCAUCCGUUUGCUUUGGCUGUGUACGGCGAUUUUAUUUAUUGGACCGAUUGGAUGCUGCAUGCAGUCUUGAGAGCGGACAAAUACACUGGGCAGUACGUUGUUUUAUUACGCAGAGAUGUCUCGAGACCCAUGGGUAUAGUCGCUGUUGCCAACGACACCGACGACUGCUUCUCGAAUCCAUGUUCGAUAAUGAACGGCGGUUGCGAGGACGAGUGUCGUUUAUCCCCCUCGGGCAAAGUCGAGUGCGCAUGCUCGGAGGGCCACGUGUUGAGCGAGGACGGCCGAUGUUUCACGAACGUGCCGGCCAAAUGUGGCACGAACCAGUUUAGGUGCUCGGACGGCAGUUGCAUACCGACCGAGCUGACUUGCGAUGGUUUCUACCAUUGCCCUGACAGAUCGGACGAGGAGGAAGGUUAUUGCGCGAGGAGGCGCUGUCCGCAGGGUUGGUUUUUGUGUCAGAAUAAGCGAUGCGUUUUGCAGAAGAUGAUUUGCAACGGGAUCGAUAACUGCGGGGAUUCUUCCGACGAGCAGAAUUGUUCUUGCAGCGAGACCGAGCAUUUUCAGUGCCAAAACGGGCAGUGCGUUCCGAAGAGUGUGCGGUGCGAUCACGAUCCUGAUUGUGGCGAUAAAAGUGACGAAAUCGGAUGUCCAAUGCCAAAUUGCACGGAAAUAUCCGGCCUCAACUUUAUCAACUGCAAGCAUACAACGGCUUGCAUACACAUGAACUGGAUAUGCGACGGUUCGGACGAUUGUUGGGACAAUUCGGACGAAGAGAACUGCAAAUUUAACAAAACCUGCGACCACACGCAAUUCCGAUGCGCCUCCGGCCACUGCAUACACUACAAUUACAGAUGCGAUGGGCACGAUGAUUGUCACGACUCCACCACUCCGAAUGCGCUGAGCUCCGAUGAAACACACUGCAAUCAUUCUUGUUCUGCGAACGAAUUCGCCUGUGGUGAUUCUUCCUGUAUCCCCCUAUCGGCCAGAUGUAACGGCGCCAUUGACUGCAUAGACUUGAGCGAUGAAUACGAUUGCAAAGUGCAAUGCAAAGCCGAACAAUUUAAAUGCAAAAAUGGCGAGUGCAUCCCGAAACCGUGGGAAUGCGACGGCCAUCCUGAUUGCAAAGAUCAAUCUGACGAAACGGAACAUUGCAGCAGAACUAAUUGCAAUGAAAACGAAUUUAGGUGCAACAGUACGGGAAAAUGCAUUCCGAAGACGUGGGUUUGCGAUGGUGACAACGAUUGCAUGGACGGUGCAGAUGAAAACCCAAUACAAGACUGUGGGUCUCAAUUUUGCGACGCGGAAGAGUUCCAAUGCGACGACGGUUCCUGCAUAGCGCAAGAGAACUACUGCGACGGCGACAGAGACUGCAACGACGGCAGCGACGAAACGUCGAACUGCUACAAAACGUGCACCCCGUUCGAGUUCCGCUGCAACAACAGCAAGUGCAUCCUCGAGCUCCUCAAGUGCAACGGCAAAGACGAUUGCGGCGACAACAGCGACGAAGAAAAGUGCUCGGAGGAUUACUGCAGCAAAGAUCGGUUCAAAUGCGAGAACAAAGUUUGCAUCAACGAAACCCUGGUUUGCAACGGCGAGAACGACUGCGGGGAUUUCUCCGAUGAAAUAAAGUGCGGGAUCAACGAGUGCUCGGCCAGGCCGUCGCCGUGCGCGCAGAGCUGCGUCGACAAACCGAUCGGCUACGAGUGCAAAUGCAACCCGGGCUACGAAGUGAACCCCAAAAACAAGCAGCUGUGCAAGGACAUCGAUGAGUGCUUGGACCGGCCUUGCAGCCAGGGGUGCCACAACACGAUCGGCUCCUAUCUUUGCUACUGCGAAUCGAACUACGUCUCCAGUUUGGACGGGAAAUCCUGCCGCGCAAACUCCACCGACAACGCCAACCUGAUACUGGCCAACAGAUACUACAUCAGAGAAAUCGAUUUGUUGGGGCACUCGACUUUGUUGGCGCACAAUUUGACCAACGCUGUCGCGUUGGAUUAUGAUUGGGCCAGUCAGUGCAUUUAUUGGUCGGAUGUUACGCAACUGGGCAGCUCGAUUAAGAGGAUUUGCGAUUUUAAGAAGAACAUCACGGUGACGGAUGUUUUGCAUCAGUCGACUUUGCAGAACCCUGACGGAUUGGCAGUGGAUUGGGUUGGAAGAAACCUAUAUUGGUGUGAUAAGGGGUCUGAUACGAUCGAAGUGUCUAGCUUGGACGGUCGUUUCCGCAAAGUUUUAAUCUCGAAGGGCUUGGAAGAACCAAGAGCUAUAGUACUAGACCCAAAACACCGUAACAUGUACUGGAGCGACUGGGGUACGCGCGUGCACAUCGGUAAAGCCGGCAUGGACGUGUCGAACCCCAGAGUACUAAUCAAAUCGGGCCUGGGUUGGCCCAACGCUCUCACUCUAUCACUGGAAACAAACGAAUUGUUUUGGUCCGACGCCAGGGAGGAUUACAUAGCCGUCUCGGAUUUAGAGGGGAAUAACAUCAAGAUUAUUACGAGUCGGCAGAGGAACCCCAAGUUGCAGUUGCACCACGUGUUCGCUAUUGCCGUGUGGGAGGAUUACGUUUACUGGACCGAUUGGGAGACGAAAUCGGUGGAGAGGUGCAAUAAAUAUACGGGUGAGAAUUGCAAGUCUAUAUUGUCCACAGUUCAUAGGCCUAUGGACGUGAGAGUGGUGCAUCCGUUUAAGCAACCUAAAACGGAAAAUCCUUGUGGGAACGCGAAUUGCUCCACGUUGUGCUUGCUGUCGCCUACUGCGCCGUAUUUUACAUGCGCCUGCCCGGAGAAUUAUAUUUUGGGAAGGGAUAAUAAGACUUGCAUUGCUAAUUGCACUUCUGCGCACUUUGAGUGCAAGUCUAGUUACAAAUGCAUACCGUUUUGGUGGCAUUGCGACACGCAGAACGAUUGCGGGGACGGUUCCGACGAGCCGGAGAAUUGCCCGCCGUUCAAGUGCAUGCCCGGGCAGUACCAGUGCAAAAACGGGCAGUGCAUACAUCCGUCGGAUUUGUGCAACGGCAAGAACGACUGCGGCGACUUUUCCGACGAAGCCGACUGCAAGCACUACAACUGCCUGAACAACCAGUUCAGGUGCGACGGUAACGAUAACGUCACCGCCGUUUGCGUGCCGGCGAAGCAACGUUGCAACAAACACAAGGACUGUCCGCUGGGAGAGGACGAGGCCGACUGCCCGCCCGCGACGUGCCCGCCCACCCAGUUCAAGUGCAGCAACGACAAGUGCAUACCGGCCGUGUGGGUGUGCGACAAGGACAACGAUUGCGCCGACAACUCCGACGAGGAGCAGGACUGCGGCAACCGCAGCUGCAGCCCGCAGCACUUCCGAUGCAACUCGGGGCGCUGCAUCCCGCUGGCGUGGCGCUGCGACGGGGAUCCGGACUGCGCGGAGGGUGAGGACGAGCCCGCGACCUGCAGCCAACCUGAGUACCACACCUGCGAGCCCACUUACUUCAAGUGCAACAACAACAAGUGCAUACCGGGCAGGUGGAAGUGCGACUACGAGACCGACUGCGGCGACAAUUCGGACGAGCUCGGUUGCCAGCCGAGGAAUUGUUCUGAAAGCGAGUUCCGGUGCGGAGACGGUAAAUGCAUCAGAGGAAACAUGCAGUGCGACGGGGAGUUCCAGUGCGAAGAUAAGUCGGACGAAGUCGGUUGUAAUACCACUUGCAAGAACAACGAGUUUCAGUGCGUCAAGCCGCAGAUAUGCAUUUACAAAGAGUGGCGUUGCGAUGGAGAAGCCGAUUGUUCUGACGGUUCGGACGAAGCAAACUGCAGUGAAAUAUGCCCGAACAAAGGCUUCAAAUGCCAAAACGGCCUCUGCAUCAACGAAGAAUGGCGCUGCGACGGUCAAAACGACUGCGACGACGGCUCGGACGAGCAAAACUGCUUCUCGUUCGCGUGCCCGAUGGGCAGAUUCCGCUGCAAAAACCACAAAUGCGUCCCGAUAUCCGCAUUGUGCGACGGCUACUCCCACUGCAGCGACAACAGCGACGAAGACAAGUACAUCUGCACGCGCCACGGGCUGUGCACCGCCAAGCAGUUCACGUGCAAGAACGGCAACUGCAUCGACAAGCGGUUCGUUUGCGACGGUUUCAACAACUGCGGCGACGACUCCGACGAAUCGAACUGCGACGAUUCGACCUGCCAGUGGAACUCCUGCUCGCAGAUCUGCGUGGAAAGCAAGAAGCACGGGGUGCUGUGCAAGUGCGCGCAGGGUUACGUGCACUCCAAAAACCACACGUGUUCCGCGGAAGGGGACGUCGCGGAGCUGGUCGUGGCCGUCGAGGCCGACUUGAGGUUGAUGUCGCCGUACAAGUCGGGAGAUCCGAGCGUGUUCAAGAAAACUUUGGCGACGGAGUUUAAAGUCGACGCGGUGGACAUUUUGUACGGUAAACGGCAGGCCGAAGCGUUCUGGACCGAUCACCACAACGGCAGGGUUCAGUCGCUAAUAAUCCGCGUGGAUACGGACGGUAGGUCGAAUAGGGAUGCGGAUGUUCCGAAAACGGUUCUGCAGAAGCUUCAAGAUCCCAGAGGUAUAAGUUUGGAUUGGGUGGCCAAGAGAAUUUACGUCACCGAUAAAAACCGCAUAUUGGUCUCGACUCUGGACGGGAAAACUACGUACACCCUUCUAAGUGGUAAUAUGCAGCAACCGCGAGACAUCGUGGUGGCGCCAGCGCAAGGUUUGCUGUUUUGGGUCGAUUGGGGUCCCAUCGCCAGAAUAGAGACCGCCCAUAUGGACGGAGAUAAAAGGAAGAUGCUGGUUAGUUCCGGCAUCCUUUGGCCUACAGGUUUGGCGAUAGAUUACCCAAAAAGUCGACUGUAUUGGAGCGACCCCAAAACUAUGACCAUAGAAUGCGUUAAGUUUGACGGCACUGACAGGCAAAUCAUACACCGUUUCAAUAAAGAUAUGAGACCAUUUAAGCUGGAAGUAUUUGAGGAGUACUUGUACGUUUCGACUUACCUUAAACACGACAUUUUGCGUUUGAAUAAGUUCGGCAAAGGAAAUAUAACGCAUUUGGUACAAGGACUUACCAGAGUAUCGCAUCUUUUAAUUCUACAGGAAAAUAAACAUAUUAAAAUCAAUAAUACGUGCGACGAGUUUUGUCAUCCUACAGAGUUUUGCCUUUUGACUCCACUGGGGGCCACUUGUACUUGCGCAGAAGGAUACGUCAAAGAUGGCUUGGCUUGCAAACCAAAGUCCGGUUUGUUAUCAGCUUGUCCACUCGAGUGCGGCACAGGAUCUUGCAUAAUAAUCGAAGGAAAAGGCCCUUCGUGUAACUGCCCGCCGCAAUACAACGGCACGCAUUGCGAAAACUACCGCUGCGCGCAAUACUGCAAGAAUCACGGAAUGUGCUUCGUAAACGUCCUAACAAACGAUCUGGUGUGCAAAUGCAACGCCCACUGGACCGGCGAUCGAUGCGAAACCCCGGUAAAUCUGUGCGAAAAUCGUUGCUACAACGGCGGCACCUGUUACAACCCGAAACCGGGCUUCCCGGUGUGCCAUUGCCGCGCAGGUUUCACCGGCAACCGCUGCCAGAACUGUCAAAAAUUGUCGUGCGCGAACGGAGGCGUGUGCACGAAGGAAAACAACAGGGAGUACUGCACGUGCCCGACGGGCUACCGCGGCGAUUUCUGCGAGAUCUCGGUGUGCGGAAAGUACGGCAAAGCCAUCGUCACGCCGAACAACGUGCGCUGCACCUGCUUGCAAGGCUACGCAGGCGAGAAGUGCGAACAGGAUCUCUGCUAUCAGCGGUGCGCGAACGGCGGAACUUGCCGAGUUGGCGCGAAGCAAUCGACCGAGUGCAUUUGUCCGCAAUUCUUUGCGGGAAGGAGGUGCGAAGUGGAUUUGUGCCAGCAAGCGAACCCGCCUGCCGGAUGCAACGCGAGGUGCUCGUGCAAAAACAACGGGGUUUGUAAGAUGAUUGCCGGCAAGCCGAUUUGCAAAUGUUCGGACUCUUGGGGUGGAGCCAAAUGCGAGAUUUAUAUUGGAAAUACAAACCCUUGCAUUAACCACUGUUCAAACGGCGGAAUCUGCCAAAUAAUGUCCCUAGACAAAGACCCUACUUGCAAAUGCACGGAAAAAUGGUCCGGUCCUACUUGUAAAGACCCCGUGGUUUGCAAGACUUACUGUAAGAACGGCGGGACGUGCUCGAUUAGCGACGGCAUUCCUUACUGCCAGUGCCCACCGAACUUCUUCGGUAACAAUUGCGAAAACAUGAAGUUGGGCUUCGACGAAGCCAUAACCACCAAGGAAGAAGGCAGAGGCGUUUUGGUUCCUAUUCUUAUCGCUGUAGCUGUAAUUGUGAUCGUUUUGUUGGUUGGCUUUGUUGUUGUUGAGUAUUUUAUUAAGAAACGUCAAACAUUUUCCCAUGAAAGAUUAAACGAGAACGAUUUCAAUAAUCCCAUUUAUCAAGAUAGAGAUGCUGAACCUUUCACGUUGGACGCAGAUAAGUCUGGCAAUUUUGCCAAUCCAGUGUAUGAGUCUGUGUACAACGGAACAAGCAGCGGAAAGGAUGAAAAAGCGAAUCUCUUAGAGUACAAUGCUGAUGAAACUCCACCUCCCAGUACAGAAGAACUUUAAAUCCAUAUCAAAGAUUUUUAAUUUUAUUUUUUAUAUUAUUUGCUGUGAAUUGUGCCAUUUUAAAUUAAUUUAAUUUUAAUUUUAGCAGCUAUUUAUUAUAGCUGAAUUUUAUUUCGAAACAUUCAUUGGUAUCAUUUAGUUAACAAAAAAUUAACAAACAGACUAAGAUCAUGACGUCCUUGUAUAUAAAUGUUAAAUCUGUGACUGAUAUUAUAUAAAUUAUAUUUUUAUUCGAUUUAUAUACAAAUAUAUUUAUAGCAGCUGUUGAGGUUGUGCAAAAUUAUAGCUCAAAUUUUAUGUGAAAAGCCUGCAUGUGGUUAUUUUCAUUAAAUGUGCUCAAUAAAACUCGAUUUUAAAUACAGGUACUUGUGUAUUAUAUUUAUAACUUUCAACUAGUGUGUAGUUGUAUUUUGUUUAAAAUGUAAGUUUUUUAUUGAAUAAAUGAAGAGAUGUAUAGGGUAAAUGUUAUACAUGACUUUUAUUUAUGUCCAUUUCACAAUAGUCAUAUUUAGGAAAUUACAAGGUAAGUAAAAUAAACUAAAUAGUUGGGGGACAUUUACUUACAAGUACCUACACUAUAACAAAAUAUAAAAAAUCUAGACAGUUCAAAAUUAAUAAUAAAUUAAUUGAAAUUUAAGUAUAAACUUGCAUUCGCCAGA